Messenger RNA from Coccinella septempunctata (seven-spotted ladybird), 2054 nucleotides. RefSeq names its product protein peste-like. Bases 381 to 1862 code for a protein of 493 amino acids. The record is from RefSeq and is a predicted model, not a curated record. Gene Ontology annotation, molecular function: scavenger receptor activity. Gene Ontology annotation, cellular component: membrane; cytoplasm. NCBI's taxonomy places the organism in Eukaryota, Metazoa, Arthropoda, Insecta, Coleoptera, Coccinellidae. The transcript is spliced from 7 exons.
UUGAUUAGAAGAAAUAAAAUUAAUGUCGAACUGCUCAUCCGCUGAACAAUAAAUCCUAAUUUGUUAUUCCCCGGAAUGUUAUGAAUAUUUACGUUCUCAAUAAAUGGUUCUCGAACCAUUUUUGCUAAUAAAAUAAUUGAUAAUCAUGAUCUACGUGGUGAAUGAAAGGAAGUGGAAAACUCCUCUGUUCUAUCGUUUUCUGACGAAAAUUCAGUCGCAUUCAGUAAAUAGUGAUAAUACAGUUGAGUAGUGUAGUGCGGUGCGGUGACUAACUAUCAGGAAGUUAGAUUGCACAAUUAGGAAUAAUAUGGACAAUUUGAAGUUCUGCAAAUGGAUAAGCAUAUUUCCUUCGAAUAGAAGGAAAUUGGAAGAAAACAAACAUGUUCGAUGAUCGGUGCAAGACUAAAAAACUUCGAUUUAUAGUGUGUGCGUUCAUAACUCCAUUAGUGUUCAUAAGUUCGGGAAUCAUAUUGAUCAUUUUGAGGACGUUAAUUUACAACGGUUUAAAAAGUGAAGUUUUGAGUGUGACCCCUGGAAGUAAGUCAUACGAAAUCUUCAAGAAAACCCCUUUCGACAUCUAUUUGGACAUAUACUUCUUCAACUGGACUAACCCUGAAGAGUUUAGUAAUCCACUAGUGAAACCAAAGUUCGAAGAAAUUGGACCAUUUCGUUUUUUAGAAGUGAUGGAAAAGACUAACAUCACAUUCCAUGAUAAUUCAACGGUUUCUUACAACAGAACCAGGAGGUGGUACUUUGAUAAGGAGUUUUCGCCCUAUGAUCUGCAUACUCCGAUAACAUCAAUUAAUCCUGUUGCAGCCUCGGGUGGUUAUGCAAUGAGACACGAGAGCAUAUGGACGAAGAAAUUAUUCUCUAUCGGAAUAAGAUCCAUUCUGGGACGGAUGGACAUGACACAAUCCGUUGCGAACGUGUUCUUCGACGGCUACGAAGACCCACUCAUCAAUUUGGGAAAAUCCCUACCAUUUGUGAAACAAAAAGUCCCUCCAAUGGACAAAUUUGGUUGGUUUUAUAAGAGAAACGGUUCUAAUGAAUGGGACGGGCGUUAUAACAUGGGCACUGGAUCUCAAACAAAGUUCGGUCAAUUGUACAAAUAUAAUAAUAUGGAACACUCUCCAUUCUUCAAAGAUAGAUGUGGUGAUAUUAGAGGCUCUGCUGGGGAGUUCUUUCCAGCAGGAUUGGGAAAACAACCCCUAGAACUUUUCAACCCCGAAAUGUGCAGAACGAUCGUUUUUGAUUACGUCGAGGAAGAAAGGAAGAAAAUGAUCAAUGGAUAUAAGUUCACUUUGGGAGACCAUUUCUUUGAUAACGGAACCAUAUAUCCAGAAAAUGUGUGCUACUGUUCCGGUGACUGCGUUCCCUAUGGAGUGAUGAAUAUAUCGCUAUGCAGGUACGGAUCUCCAGGUUUUGUCUCAUUACCUCAUUUCUAUAAGGCAGAUCCAUAUUUCAUCAAUCUCGUGGAUGGUAUGAAACCAAGUAAGAAGCAUGACUUCUACAUGAUCAUCGAACCGACCACUGGUCUUCCUCUAGAGGUGUCAGCAAGGCUCCAGAUAAAUCUGCUCGUGAAAAAUGUUCCAGGUAUUGGAUUACUCGAAGAUAGAAACGACGUCUUCUUCCCUAUCUUCUGGUUUGAACAAGUCGUGGAGGUACCGACCAAAUACUCGUUUGGUCUCCUCUUUUUACUGUGGCUGAAGGAAAUCUGCAUACUGACAGGUCUGCUUAUGAUCUGUAGUGGAAUUAUUAUUAUGUCAAUUGCGGUCUACCGAAUUUGCACAACGCCGUUGUGGACCAGACCCGAAGAAAUUUACAACAAAGAACUUGUUCCUCUUAACCAAGAAAAGAGGUGAUACAAACGCGAAGACAUAUUAAUCUAUGAGACCACUUUGUGAUAUGAACAUUUAGUUUCCUAGGAUCCUAUGGAUAAUUCUUCAAAUGUGCGAAUAUGUUGUAUUGAAUGUUAUUUUCGUAAUAAUUUGUGUAAAUUUUUGAUAUAUUUUGUAACGAUUUUUAAUUUAGUCAUUAAAUUGAAUCCAUGUUUU